GCAUGAUGCCAUCUCAAGGCUCCCAGCAUACCAACUCCAGUGGCUCUACCCAGACAGCCAGCACUCAAACUGGCUCCUACCAGAACGAGCCGCGUACACCCUAUGGUCCGAGAUGUCCACAGGGUAACCAGCCCUCCCGGGAUAGAAGUGUCUCAGCGCUUGCUCACAGAUUCGGGAGUAUGAACCUGCCAAACAACUCUCGUUCCAAGUAUGGUGGCCAUCAUAGUUCUGCGCCCGUUUCAGCCAACCCAACUAUGGACUGGUCGAACGCUAGUCGUGCUUACAACAGUCCUUUUAUUCUUGUCCCCAAUUCCAACGUCUACAAUGGCGUUCCAGGCUCCUUUGUUCCGACCGCUGUCGCUGGCCAGGCAGACCAGAUGGGCCAGUAUCCUUACGCUGCCGGUGGGAUGUAUCCAAAUAUGGGUCCUGUUGUUUCUGGUGGGUACUCAUGGCCCUACCUAAUUAAUUACGACAUGCAGGAUGCCAACAAACAAAUCACAUGGAACGAGGCCCAGAAGGGCACCCAGACGGAAAACACCGGUCAAAUCCAGUACUACCCUUCGAACUACAAUUCUAAUAUGGAUCCUGCCAUGUCUGGAUAUUCCUAUGGAAACUUGAUGUCACAGAUGGGACCGAUCCCACUUCCUCUUCAGAUGAUGAAGACUCCUAACGGAUACGUUAUUCAAGACCUGGAGGUCCUGACCCAGCAAGAUCCCCCCAUUCCACGUGCAGUGCCUGCGAUGUGGACCAACCCAACUGAGUUGACACUUGCCAAAUGCCUGGAGAAUCGUGAGGGAAUCACCAAUGUCUAUAUCCGUGGGUUCCUGCCUGAGACAUCGGACGAGAUGUUACAUGCCUAUGCAGCUCGGUUCGGAAAGAUUGAGCGUUGCAAGGCCAUCGUUGACCUUGACACCAGUUACUGCAAAGGAUUCGGGUUUGUUCAAUACUACAGUUUUGAGUCUUGUGAGAACUGCAUUCGCGGUUUCUUUUACCUUGGCUACCAAGCUAGCUUUGCCCAAAAGUCUCGCAACUCUCGCCUCAAGGACCUGGAAGAUCGUGCUUCUACUAAUAUCUAUUGUACCAACAUCCCCAUCGACUGGACCGAAGCCGACUUGCGUCGACAUUUCGAGCCAUGGCGCGUUGUUUCCGAGAAAAUCAGUCGCGAUGAGAAGACUGGUGUGAGCAAGGAGGUGGGAUUUGCACGCUUCGAAAAUCGUGAUGCCGCCGAGAAGGUACUGAUGGAGUUUCACAAUGUUCCCAAGGGGAAUGGGGCCAAGCUGCUGUUGCGCUUUGCCGACACCAAGGCUCAGAAAAUUCUGAAGCAACAAAGCAACGAGCGUCGAGCCUACCGUGCUGGCGAGUAUAAUUACUCUGUCGAAGUGGUUCAAGGACAAGGAUCUACUCCGUCCCCCUCGAUGUCGCGUGGCCCUCUACUUACGCCCAACUCUCAAGUGAGCUAUAUUUCUCCAGUUGGCGUGGGCUCCAACUGGACACCGGCCACUUCGAUUUCUCCUUGCCACCCAAUCACGAAGAACCCAAACAACUCCCUCUCCUCUCGCAGCCUGAAUGCCCUCGAUAAUACGCCCGAGAUCCGCGGCCGAGGCGUCUCCAAGAGCAGAUGCUCAAUUGCCGACCUUUCUGGUGGUUCUUCAAAGACUAUCAUGCCUGGAUCCCCAGAAAUUGAGCCUCUGAUCUACAUGAGUCCAACUCACAAGGAAAACAUCAGGGCAGAGUCCAUGUCGCCCAUGCCUUCUCGCAUGAGGACUUCUAUUUCUCCCGCCCGUUCAUGCGUUUAG
Messenger RNA from Penicillium nucicola, 1796 nucleotides. RefSeq lists its product as uncharacterized. The transcript is spliced from 5 exons. Gene Ontology annotation, cellular component: nucleus; cytosol; ribonucleoprotein complex. The record is from RefSeq and is a predicted model, not a curated record. Gene Ontology annotation, molecular function: poly(U) RNA binding; poly(A) binding; mRNA 3'-UTR binding. Lineage: Eukaryota; Fungi; Ascomycota; Eurotiomycetes; Eurotiales; Aspergillaceae. The coding region runs from base 3 to 1796 and encodes 597 amino acids.